CUCAACAUACAUAUGAGCUAUAAAUGACACAUAUUGGUCUUCUACUCUAACAUGCAAUCAAUUUCCUCGUACCUAUCACAAGUGUCUGCUGCAAAGGGUUUAAUGUGAUCUUUUCAUUGUUUUCUAUAUCCUCCACCAGAUAAAUUCUGCUGUGUGUCAAGCUCUUGUUUGUAAGGAAUAAAACCUGUCAAGAUGGUGAAGUUCACAGUUGAUGAACUUCGACGGAUCAUGGAUCUCAAACACAACAUUCGGAAUAUGUCUGUUAUUGCUCAUGUCGACCACGGAAAAUCAACUCUAACUGAUUCUCUUGUGGCUGCUGCUGGCAUUAUAGCACAAGAGGUUGCAGGAGAUGUUAGGAUGACAGAUACCCGUCAAGACGAAGCUGAGCGUGGCAUAACGAUCAAGUCAACUGGUAUUUCUCUCUACUAUGAGAUGAGUGAUGGUGAUUUGAAGAAUUUCAAGGGAGAACGUGAAGGGAACAAGUACCUUAUAAACCUCAUUGACUCGCCUGGACACGUAGAUUUCUCGUCUGAGGUCACAGCCGCACUUCGCAUCACCGAUGGAGCACUUGUCGUGGUGGAUUGUGUUGAAGGGGUUUGUGUACAAACUGAAACUGUGCUGAGACAAGCACUUGGAGAAAGGAUUAAACCUGUUUUAACUGUUAACAAAAUGGAUAGAUGUUUUCUUGAGCUUCAUCUUGAUGCAGAAGAGGCAUACUCGACGAUUCAAAGAGUCAUUGAGAGUGUGAAUGUUGUCAUGGCAACAUAUGAAGAUGCUUUACUUGGUGAUGUUCAGGUUUACCCUGAAAAGGGAACAGUUUCUUUUUCUGCUGGUUUACAUGGAUGGUCUUUUACUCUCACCAACUUUGCUAAGAUGUAUGCUUCAAAGUUUGGAGUUGAUGAGGAGAAGAUGAUGAAUAGGCUUUGGGGUGAAAAUUUCUUUGACUCUUCAACCAAAAAGUGGACUAACAAGCACACAUCGACGCCUACUUGCAAGCGCGGUUUUGUACAGUUUUGUUAUGAACCAAUCAAGCAGAUUAUUGAACUUUGUAUGAAUGAUCAGAAGGAUAAGUUGUGGCCGAUGUUGCAGAAGCUUGGGGUUAAUUUGAAGUCGGAGGAGAAAGAAUUGUCAGGAAAGGCUUUGAUGAAGCGUGUUAUGCAGAGUUGGCUCCCAGCUAGUAGUGCCCUUUUGGAGAUGAUGAUUUUUCACCUUCCUUCUCCUACCAAGGCUCAAAAGUAUCGUGUCGAGAAUUUGUAUGAGGGCCCCCUUGAUGAUCCUUAUGCUUCUGCAAUCCGAAAUUGUGAUCCUGAAGGACCUUUAAUGCUUUAUGUCUCAAAGAUGAUUCCUGCAUCUGAUAAGGGUAGGUUUUAUGCUUUCGGUCGUGUUUUUUCAGGUAAGGUUUCAACUGGUAUGAAGGUCAGAAUUAUGGGACCAAAUUAUAUCCCUGGGGAGAAGAAAGAUUUGUAUGUGAAAAGUGUUCAGAGAACAGUUAUUUGGAUGGGAAAGAAGCAAGAAACCGUGGAGGAUGUCCCUUGUGGAAAUACAGUUGCCAUGGUGGGUUUGGAUCAAUUCAUUACCAAGAAUGCUACUUUAACAAAUGAGAAAGAAGUCGACGCACACCCUAUUCGAGCUAUGAAGUUUUCAGUGUCACCUGUGGUAAGUGUAGCAGUUACAUGCAAGGUUGCAUCGGAUCUUCCCAAGUUAGUCGAAGGCCUUAAACGGUUAGCAAAGUCAGAUCCCAUGGUGGUAUGCACAAUUUCAGAGACUGGAGAACAUAUCAUAGCUGCUGCUGGUGAGCUGCAUCUUGAAAUCUGCUUGAAGGAUUUGCAGGAUGAUUUCAUGAAUGGAGCUGAGAUUACAAAAUCAGAUCCUAUCGUUUCUUUCCGCGAGACUGUGCUUGAGAAGUCUAGCCAUACUGUGAUGAGCAAGUCACCAAACAAACACAACCGUUUAUACAUGGAAGCAAGGCCAAUGGAGGAAGGGCUUGCUGAGGCCAUUGAUGAUGGAAGGAUUGGACCAAGGGAUGAGCCAAAAAAUCAUUUAAAAAUAUUGUCUGACGAGUUUGGUUGGGACAAAGAUCUUGCCAAAAAAGUAUGGUGUUUCGGACCUGAGACUACAGGUCCCAACAUGUUGGUAGACACAUGUAAAGGCGUACAAUAUCUGAACGAAAUCAAGGACUCCGUCGUUGCAGGUUUUCAGAUAGCGUCAAAAGAAGGUCCAAUGGCUGAUGAGAACCUGCGAGGAGUCUGUUUUGAGGUUUGUGAUGUUGUUCUUCAUACUGAUGCCAUUCACAGAGGUGGCGGCCAGAUCAUUCCAACUGCUAGAAGAGUGUUCUAUGCUGCUAUGCUUACAGCAAAGCCAAGACUUCUAGAGCCGGUGUAUCUGGUUGAAAUACAAGCACCUGAACAUGCUCUUGGAGGUAUAUACAGUGUUCUUAAUCAGAAAAGAGGUCACGUGUUUGACGAAAUCCAGAGGCCUAACACCCCACUUUACAAUGUUAAGGCAUACUUGCCUGUUAUUGAAUCAUUUCAAUUCAAUGAAUCAUUAAGGGCUCAAACUGGAGGACAAGCUUUCCCUCAGUUGGUAUUUGACCACUGGGAUAUGGUGCCAUCUGAUCCGUUAGAACCCGGGACACCAGCCGCUGCACGUGUUGUCGAGAUAAGAAAAAAGAAAGGUUUAAAGGAACAACUGAUUCCUCUCUCCGAGUUCGAGGACAGGCUUUAAUGUGUCAAUAAAUUAUUCUAGAAACGAUGUUUGUAUAGUUUCAUUGUUUCCUGUUUUUCCAUUUUGUGUGUGUAAGGGUCAUGUUGCUGUGAUUUUAAAUAUUUUAAUUAUAAUUUCUUAAUAGUACUGUCCUAGAUAUUUCAAUUGUAGUUUCUCAUUUACUCAUUUGUUUUCUAAUAGUAUACAAUUUCAUUUUUUAA
Molecule: messenger RNA, 2924 nt
Organism: Medicago truncatula (barrel medic)
Lineage: Eukaryota; Viridiplantae; Streptophyta; Magnoliopsida; Fabales; Fabaceae
Product: elongation factor 2
Exons: 4
Coding region: 193-2724 (843 amino acids)
Biological process (GO): translational elongation
Cellular component (GO): cytosol; ribonucleoprotein complex
Molecular function (GO): ribosome binding; translation elongation factor activity; GTPase activity
Source: RefSeq, a predicted model, not a curated record